This is a messenger RNA of Orussus abietinus, 1483 nucleotides long. RefSeq lists its product as uncharacterized. Bases 104 to 526 code for a protein of 140 amino acids. Lineage: Eukaryota; Metazoa; Arthropoda; Insecta; Hymenoptera; Orussidae. The transcript has 2 exons. The record is from RefSeq and is a predicted model, not a curated record.
GUAUUCCAUAGUGCCGCCACGCAUUCUUGAGUUUGCGGAACAAUGAAGGUACACACGAGUCAUACUUUGAUCUUGGGGCUGGUCGUUACAAUUGCGGCCGUCAAUGCUGCAAAUAUGCCACUAUUUCUUCCCAGCUGAUAGAGGGGACUAUAAUGGUGACACACACGGAAUUGUCACUUCCAUCACAUCGAGAGUCGGAGUGGUACCAAUCGUUGGAGAAUAUCUGGCGAUUUUGAUAAACUUGAUAAUUGAAUUGAUAGUGACAAUGCAAAGGAUUACCCAUGGGGCGGUAUCACGAUUUUUCGACGGAAUUCUUCCCUGCGAAAUCAGCACGGAAAAUGGACUCGUUUGUACAGGACUCGAACAGAGUGGCGGGAUACAAACAUUGUUAAAUUCGAUCCUCGACUCGAUUCCUUCUUUGCCUACGUUUGUAAAGAAAUUAAUUAUGUCCAGGGUUAAUGACGUUGAUAAUGAGGUUGUCAGUUCCAUUUUAAAAAGCAUUUUCGGAAGGGUUAAGGCCACUUAGACCUAAUUUUGAGGUUAGGAUGUGACCAUCAGGGAUGUUUGAUGUGCAAAAAUAAAUAAAAGCGACAAGAAAUGUUUGUACAAAAUGUUUGUUUUCAUACUCUCAUUCUUCUUGCCUACGUUUGUAAAGAAAUUAAUUGUGUCCAGUGUUAAUGACGUUGAUAAUGAGGUUGUCAGUUCCAUUUUAAAAAGCAUUUUCGGAAGACUCAAGGCCACUUAGAUCUCCUACUUUUGAGGUUAGGAUGUGAUCAUCAGGGAUGUUUAAUGUGCAAAAAUAAAUAAAAGCGACAAGAAAUGUUUGUACAAAAUGUUUAUUUUCAUACUCUCAUUCUUCUUGCCUAUGUUUGUAAAGAAAUUAAUUGUGUCCAGUGUUAAUGACGUUGAUAAUGAGGUUUUCAGUUCCAUUUUAAAAAGCAUUUUCGGAAGACUUAAGGCCACUUAGACCUAAUUUUGAGGUUAGGAUGUGACCAUCAGGGAUGUUUGAUGUGCAAAAAUAAAUAAAAGCGACAAGAAAUGUUUGUACAAAAUGUUUAUUUUCAUACUCUCAUUCUUCUUGCCUACGUUUGUAAAGAAAUUAAUUAUGUCCAGUGUUAAUGACGUUGAUAAUGACGUUGUCAGUCCCAUUUUAAACAGCAUUUUCGGAAGGCUUAAGGUCACUUAGACUUCCUAAUUUUGAGGUUAGGAUGUGACCAUCAGGGAUGUUCGAUGUGAAAAAUAAAUAAAAGCGACAAGAAAUGUUUGUACAAAAUGUUUAUUUUCAUACUCUCAUUCUUCUUGUCUACGUUUGUAAAGAAAUUAAUUAUGUCCAGUGUUAAUGACGUUGUCAGUCCCAUUUUAAAAAGCAUUUUCGGAAGGGUUAAGGCCACUUAGAUCUCCUAAUUUUGAGGUUAGGAUGUGACCAUCAGGGAUGUUUGAUGUGCAAAAAUAAAUAAAAGCGACAAGAAAUGUUUGUACAAAA